AUGACACUCAUUGCCAAUGACCUUGUACCAAUCCAGUCAUACAAGACGAACGUUUUGAACCUGACUGCGAUUCCCCAGAAUGCCUGCUCGGAGAAUGCGAACCCAACCAACGCCAUGGGAAUCAUAUACUAUGGUGACUCGCCUUUAACACCUACCACCACUGGCUGCAGCUAUAUCAACAGCUUUGUUGAUGAGAACAUGUCGAAUUUAACCCCGAUUGUCUCCGAAACCGUGUUUGAUCUUUUCUAUAACAAUUCCGAGCCAGUGUCGCUAGGUAAGAAUGGAGAUAGUCUGUACCGGUGGAAGCUUAAUUCAACAUCGAUACAUAUUGAUCGGACGGACCCAAUGCUUUUGGAGGUCUAUCGGGGUCACCACAGCUGGGCAAAUGCUAGUGGUGUUGUUGAGCUCUCCCGCAAGAAUGUGUGGAUCUAUGUUGUCAUCGAAACAUCGAUGUCGGUCCCGCAUCCAAUUCAUCUUCAUGGCCACGAUUUCGUGGUGCUCGCUCGCGGAAGUGGGACUUAUACUGGGAACGUCACUACACCUGCCACUCCGCCGAGUCAUGACACGGCUAUGCUGCCUGAGAAUGGAUACUGGGUCAUUGCACUCAAAACCGACAAUCUGGGUGCUUGGCUGAUGCCUUGUCAUAUUGGAUGGCACACUGGAAGGGGCAAUCCAGCUUGUGGAACAAUACAAUGA
Messenger RNA from Penicillium antarcticum, 696 nucleotides. RefSeq lists its product as uncharacterized. Bases 1 to 696 code for a protein of 231 amino acids. The record is from RefSeq and is a predicted model, not a curated record. Gene Ontology annotation, molecular function: copper ion binding; oxidoreductase activity. Lineage: Eukaryota; Fungi; Ascomycota; Eurotiomycetes; Eurotiales; Aspergillaceae. The transcript is spliced from 2 exons.